AUGUCUUUCAGAGGUCUCAGCCGGCCGAAUGCCUCAUCUGGCAUGGGUGUUGAUGAGAAUAGCAAAAGUACUUUCUUGGAAUUGAAGCAGAAGAAGGUUCAUCGUUAUGUUAUCUUUAAGGUGGAUGAAAAGAAAAGAGAGGUUGUAGUUGAAAAGACGGGUGGUCCUGCUGAGAGUUAUGAUGAUUUCGCUGCUUCUUUGCCGGAGAAUGAUUGCAGAUAUGCUGUGUUUGAUUAUGAUUUUGUUACUUCUGAGAAUUGUCAAAAGAGCAAAAUCUUCUUCAUUGCAUGGUCUCCUUCAACUUCUCGAAUCCGUGCUAAGAUGCUCUAUGCCACAACUAAAGAAAGGUUUAGACGCGAGCUAGAUGGUGUCCAUUAUGAAAUCCAGGCUACUGAUCCCACAGAAAUGGAUCUUGAAGUGCUGAGGGACCGAGCACAUUGA
Lathyrus sativus (Indian pea) is the source of this 441-nucleotide messenger RNA. Lineage: Eukaryota; Viridiplantae; Streptophyta; Magnoliopsida; Fabales; Fabaceae. The record is from the annotation of a GenBank genome assembly.